Molecule: messenger RNA, 1409 nt
Organism: Salpingoeca rosetta
Lineage: Eukaryota; Choanoflagellata; Craspedida; Salpingoecidae
Exons: 6
Coding region: 100-1158 (352 amino acids)
Molecular function (GO): protein binding
Source: RefSeq, a predicted model, not a curated record
UGUGUUGUGGUGAGCGUUCGAGCGGUUGUUGUGAUUUUGGCGGACAAGAAGAAGAAGAAGAAGAAGAAGAAUAACAACAGCCAACAGCAAGCAAGCGAGAUGGGCAGGAGAGGCAGGAAGAAGGUGGAGCUUGGCGUGGGCAUCGACCUUGACGAGGAUGGUGGUGCUGAUGGGAAUGGGGAUGAGAACAUUGCUGGCGAGGUGCCAGAGGAGGUGCUGGCCAUGUAUCAAGAACAUGUGGAUGAACGCGAGGUUGACCUGAGCAUGUGUCAGUUGGAGACAGUCUCGGCAGAGGCACUGGCCGUGCUGCCGGUCACGCGUGUGGACUUGUCCAUGAACCAGCUUGCCACACUGCCAGCCAACUUUGGCAUCCUCGCGGACAUUACCGAGUUGGACCUGAGCAAGAACCAGCUCGUGUCGCUCCCAGACUCAUUCGGGAACUUGCAAUCUCUCACCAAGCUUGACCUCCUGGGCAACAAACUCGAACGGCUACCGCUGAGUUUUGCCAAUCUGAACAACCUGAGGUGGCUUGAUCUGGGCGAGAACCCGUGGGACACGUCGUUCAUUCCCCUGAGCGUCGCAAUCAACCCAAAGUCAGACACCAGCGACAAGGAGCGCCGCGCGUGUGCCGCUCGCGUUCGCCGGUACAUUGAGAACUUGAAGCACGAGGCGGAGAAGCUUGCAGACAAGCUCGAGCGGCAGGAGAAAUCAAAACAGAAGAAGCAGAAGAACAAGGACGAUGAGGACCAAGGGGCACUAGCGAAGAAGACGGGAAAGAAGAAGAAGAAAAAGACAAACAAGAGCAAGCGCAAGAAGGAAGAGCUUGAGUCCUUGUACAAGCUUGGUGAUGAGGACGACGCAAGGCACGCCCCCUCCAAUGCCGCCACAGCCACUUCUGCUACCAGUGGUGAUGGCGGAGACAAGGACACCCUUCUAUUCUCUGCUGGGCCCAACAGCGAAGAAACAACGCGUCAGACCACCGCGCGCAGAGCAGAGCAGAACCGGAUGGCGACUGGAAUGAUGAUGCUGGCUGUGGUGGCUGUGGUUGUCGGAGUGUUUGCUGUCCUGCAUCAAGUUGGGAUUGUGGACCUGAACCGCGUUGGCGGCGCGCUUCUGGACCUCGUCGCCCUUCUCAGUGGAUCCGUUACCAUCUACUGAUGUGGGCUCUCGCUCCACGGCUUGCAUUGCAUUGUAGUGCAGUGCAGUGCAGCGUGCCUUGCCUCGCGUUGCAGUGUGCCUCUUGAGUCUUGUGUCUUGCGUGUGCCAUGCGUACACACGCUUGCUUGCCUGUGUUUGCUUGCUCUCUCUUUCUCUCUGUUUGCAUGUGCGUGCAUACACUACAUACACACAUUGUGUGGGACCGACUCCGCCCCCCCCCCUUUGCACAGUACACAGCCAAGCUUACCAUC